This is a messenger RNA of Penaeus chinensis, 593 nucleotides long. Its product is annotated as pro-resilin-like. The transcript has 3 exons. Gene Ontology annotation, cellular component: extracellular matrix. NCBI's taxonomy places the organism in Eukaryota, Metazoa, Arthropoda, Malacostraca, Decapoda, Penaeidae. The record is from RefSeq and is a predicted model, not a curated record. Bases 10 to 429 code for a protein of 139 amino acids.
GCAACAGUCAUGAACACUAAGAUCUUCAUCCUGCUUGGUCUGGCAGUCAUCAUUGCUGCAGACAGCCCAGAGAUUUUCGCUUAUGGACCUCCUCGGGGUUCCUCCGAAGAAUCAUUUGAGUCGUUUGAGUCAGGAGAAGCCAAGUACGACUUCAAUUAUGCCGUUCAGCACGAAGACUCUGGCAAUGACUUCGGCCACGAGGAAGCUCGUGACGGAGACCACACUCAGGGAUCCUACUACGUGAGGCUUCCCGAUACCCGUCUGCAGAACGUCAAGUACGUCGUAGACGGUGACGACGGCUACGUGGCCGAGGUGAACUACGAGGGUGAGGCUCGUUUCCCCGACUCGUAUGAGUCUGCUUCCUUUGAGUCUCGUGAAUAUAGUCCACCAAGGCCAGUCUACACCUAUGACUCAAACGAGUCUAAGUAAACUUUUAGAUUUUGGACUAAUGAAAAAAAAAAAAAAAUAGCGGAUAAGGAUAUCUAUUGUAUAUUUAUUACAAAAUCUAAUAAAAGCAUGAGUAAAUGCCUGUUUUUUUUUUGUUUUUGUUUUUCUUAGGUUAUGUUAAAUAAGUAAAUGCUAAGCUCAAAGUC